Messenger RNA from Coniosporium apollinis CBS 100218, 570 nucleotides. RefSeq lists its product as uncharacterized. NCBI's taxonomy places the organism in Eukaryota, Fungi, Ascomycota, Dothideomycetes. Gene Ontology annotation, biological process: protein dephosphorylation. Bases 1 to 570 code for a protein of 189 amino acids. Gene Ontology annotation, molecular function: protein tyrosine/serine/threonine phosphatase activity. The transcript has 2 exons. Gene Ontology annotation, cellular component: nucleus. The record is from RefSeq and is a predicted model, not a curated record.
AUGCAGACGCCGCAAAACGUAGAGGAGAAUCCUGCAUAUCAGCGAUGGGUCUAUCAGCGCGAAGUGGAACUUAGCCGCGCCUGCGGCCAAGCACCGGAGGCUGAGAAGAUUAGGUUCGAAGACGAACACGCGGACAGCCAGAAGCAAGCAGAUUUCGAGCUGCGAUGUCGCAAGUGCAGACGUACACUGGCAACGUCGCGGUUUCUCGUCGACCAUAAGCCGAGAACUUUCCAAAGUGACCAGACCGAGAUCCAACCGCCACCCGCGGACGCAUCCCUAUGCGCGCACUACUUCGUUGAUCCACUCUCCUGGAUGCGGCCGGAGCUCGAGCAAGGAAAACUUGACGGUCGCCUCGAAUGUCCCAAGUGCAAGACCAACGUGGGCAAGUACGCCUGGCAGGGCAUGAAGUGCAGCUGUAAUGAGUGGGUCGUCCCGGCGAUUAGCAUCUCCAAGGGUCGGAUCGACGAAGUCAAGUCGCGAACUGGUGCGGGGUCCGACGUCGCAGGUAUACGGCGGCCGCCCGCAGUGUUGGCGUCGUCGAACCGCGGACCUGGUGCCCAGAAUCUGUAG